AUGAGCUCGUCAUUGGAGGAACGUCUCAAGUCCAACUCAUCAGCGUUUGAUGGUCUCUUGUCGUUAAUCCCGGCAAAGUACUACUACGACGAUGAUACACAGGAGCAAUGGAAGGCCAAGAAGCAGUCCAAAGAGGACGCGCACAAUAACAAGAGGGCGAAGCUGGAUCCGGAGCUUUCCCGUGAGAGUGAAAAGGCCGGCACUGCGGCUGCGGUGCUGAAGAAGAGGGCACAGUCUGCCAAACCUGUAGUGAUACCAGGCCAGAAGAAGCAGGAGAAGGCUCAGGAGGCCAAGCAGGAGAACGAGAGAGCUGCUCCAAAGGAGCAGUCCGACGAGGAUGAAGAAGAAGAAGAGGAGGUGAAUAUCAUAUUUGAUGACGAGGGAAAUGAGAUUGUCGAAGAAUCCGAAGAGUCUGACCAUGAAGAAAUGCCCGUCGAGGAGAAGAAAAACGGUAAGGACUUGAGUGACGAGGAAAAGAGAAAGAAAGAGGAGUCGAUUAAGGCUUUGAGGGAGAAACUUGCCUCAAAGAUCACUUUCAUGAAGGAGAAACGUAAAGCCCCUGGCUCGAAGGCUAGCGGCGCACCAUCUUCUCGUGAGGCCAUCUUGGAAGAACGUCGUAAGAAAGCUGAGGCCCGCGCAGAGAGAAAGCGUCAUCGCUUGCAAGAAGAAGGCCACGACGAUGACGAUGAUGACGACAGCAACAAUGACGAUGACAGUGAAGCUGAAGAAGAGGACAAAUCGGAUAACGUCAUCUAUCAGAACAUCGUCUUUGACGAGAACACUCGUGCAACUUCAGAUUUACAAAACGUAAGAGUCGACAGGAAGAAAGGUCCAGCCAAGAAGGACUUGAAGGCCCAUCUCAAGUUGGUUGAACAAAAGAAGCAAAAGCUGGAGAAUCUAUCUAAGGAUAAGAAACAGGAGAUAGCAGAAAGGGAAAAUUGGAACAGAACUUUAGCAGCAGCUGAGGGACAGAAGCUGAGAGACGAUGAGAAGUUGUUAAAGAAGGCCAUCAAACGUAAAGAAGCCCAGAAGAGACGUUCUGAGAUCGAAUGGAGAGACCGUAAAGAUCACGUUGAGAAUCAAAUAAAGGCAAAGCAAAAGAGAAGAGAGGAGAAUUUGGCAAUCAGAAAGGCGAACAAAGGUGUUAAACGUAAAAAUCAGAUCAAACAACUCAGAACAUUCAAAACCUCAAUUGCACCAAAAAGAGCAGGCUUUGAAGGCAGAAGAAGAACAAAGAAAUGA
This is a messenger RNA of Williopsis jadinii, 1242 nucleotides long. It is a transcript of the gene RRP14, whose product is annotated as ribosome biosynthesis protein RRP14. Lineage: Eukaryota; Fungi; Ascomycota; Saccharomycetes; Phaffomycetales; Wickerhamomycetaceae. Gene Ontology annotation, molecular function: DNA binding; RNA binding. The record is from RefSeq and is a predicted model, not a curated record. Gene Ontology annotation, biological process: ribosomal large subunit biogenesis; ribosomal small subunit biogenesis. The coding region runs from base 1 to 1242 and encodes 413 amino acids. The transcript has 2 exons. Gene Ontology annotation, cellular component: nucleolus.